This is a messenger RNA of Vigna umbellata (rice bean), 504 nucleotides long. RefSeq names its product zinc finger protein GIS3-like. The record is from RefSeq and is a predicted model, not a curated record. Gene Ontology annotation, biological process: negative regulation of abscisic acid-activated signaling pathway. NCBI's taxonomy places the organism in Eukaryota, Viridiplantae, Streptophyta, Magnoliopsida, Fabales, Fabaceae.
AUGGAGGAAACAUCUUCUCCUGAAGUUGUAGAUUCAGAGUUAUUGCUAUCUAUGAGUCUCGGCAAUAACCAAAUGGUCGGUGAGUCCUCAUCCAUGCCCAUUUGCAAUUCUCCAAAACUAAUAGAAAACCCUAAUCAUCAAUUGAUUGUGCCAAAGCAACGACAAUUCUCAUGCAAGUUUUGCAACAAAAAGUUUCCAAGCUCUCAAGCCUUAGGAGGGCAUCAAAAUGCUCACAGACGUGAAAGAGUUCUCUCAAGGAUAGAUAGAGAGUUUGAUAUGGGAACUUUUGGACUUGGUGUUCAUAUGUACCCUUAUUCAACCAUGGCUCAUCAACACCCUUUUCGUGCUCCGAUUCCCUUUUUUUAUGAGACUAACAUGCACCCUAUGACUCAAAUGUCACCAUGCCAUGGCCAUUUCUACCUAGCUAUGGAAAUCAAGGGCUACACACACCUCCACUUCAGGGCAACGAUUUGGUAUGGCCAACCUUGGAGGCUUAAAUGUUGA